Symbiodinium sp. CCMP2592 is the source of this 4356-nucleotide messenger RNA. Lineage: Eukaryota; Dinophyceae; Suessiales; Symbiodiniaceae. The record is from the annotation of a GenBank genome assembly.
AUGGCCGUUGAAGGGGAUGGAGGUUCGACUGCAGCCGGCUCGGCAGCAGGAGUCAGCCAUCUUCCUUGGCAACAAAUCCCGAAAUUCGUGCCGGGCACUACGAACCUUGAUGAUUACACGCAGCGCUUGAAGUUUCUCAAAGAGUUGUGGCCAGCCGAUGGCAUCCAGCACCUGGGGCCGAGAGCGGCUCUCCAAGUGGAGGGUUCGGCUUUUCAGAAAAUCAGCCGGAUUGCUCCGGAUAAGCUUCGGAGUCAAGAGGGCGUCCAGCUUAUCGUGGAGGCUCUCGGCGGAGCUUGGGGGAAAACUGCUGUUGAGGAAAAGUUCCAUUUCUUCGAGCAAGCCAUUUUUCAGGUGACACAGAAGAAUGACGAAACCAAUGAUUCCUACUUAGCUCGCAGUGACGCCUACUUUGAAAAACUUCUUACGCGCAAGGUGACCAUCGAGGAGAUCAGAGCCUACGUGUUACUUCGCCACAGCCAACUUGCCCCGGAGGACAAGAAGCGAGUUGUCAUUGAGUCCAAGGGUGACCUCAAGUACAAGGAGACAGUCAAGGCCGCGCGCCGACUAAAGAACCCUGGCCUGCUCUGGCCAAGGGCCGCGCGCGCCCUGGGGGCGAGACUCUUCCGAAACCGAGGCUUGGAACGGAACAAGAUCUACGACGUGCACUACACGGAGGAAAACGGAGCCGAGGAUGUGUACUACAGCGCCGUGCCCGAGGAGGAGCCGAGUGACGAGGACCUCCUCUGCUACUUCAUGGACCUCAACGACGAGGACGCCGUCUACAUCACCGAGUUCGAGGAAAGAGCAUCGUGGACGCCAUCCAAGAUAGCGAAUUGGCCGUGGAAAGACGAAGGGAUUCGGGUAGAAAGGAAAAGGGUCUUCAUCGUCUUCGUUUCCGGGGAUGGCAAUGAAGCCAAGGUGGAAGUAACCCACUUUACCCAAGAGACCUCGGACACCUUUGCCCAGAACCUCCCAGAGAUUCUCCAUGCCAUGCCACCGGAGUCCGAGCCCUACAUUGGAGAAGAGGAUGACGAUGGUGAUGAGGUAGCAUUGGUGGUUACUUCAGGGGCUGAGGGUGUUUUGGAUACUGGGGCGAGUCGCACGGUAGUCGGUAGCCAGCGGGUACGCGAUAUCCUCGGGGGGCUUGACGCUGAGUGCCGGAACGGUGUCCGGAAGACAUCGUCGGACAUUGUCUUUAGAUUCGGCAACAGCGGCACGCUUCAGUCAAAACACGCUCUGCUUCUGCCAAUCUCGGAGUCGUCCUGGAUUCGAGUUGAGGUGAUCCCAGGAAACACGCCAUUGCUUAUCUCUAAUCAGUUGCUUCGCGAGCUUGAUGCGGAGCAACCAAACCGAGCAUGCACCCACCCAGCAGACCUCCAUCACAGCCGCAAUCAGCUCAGCUCGGAACCGCAUCAGCCUCCAAACCUUUGCCCUCGGUGGAUCAUCGUCAUGCCGAUCUCCCGCAAGGAUGCUUUGAAGCUUCAGGGCAAGAUGGCGACCCCAGAUGUGGACGAGCCGUUGGUGGCUCCCGAGAGCGGGGCCAUUGCGUUGGAUCGUCCCAGUCUGGAAAGCUAUCUCGAUGUGGAGUUUGUGCGCCCAAAGGGUGUGGAGACACUCCGCGCGUGGGGCGACAUGACCUUGACCGCGGGGAAGCACAAGACCAAGACCUUCGCAGCGGCGUUCGACGAGGACUUGGUGUAUGCGGUGACCAUGGCACGCAAGCAAUCCCUCACCAGCAGCUGGGCCAUCUCAUUCAAGAAUUAUUGCCUUGCCCGUCUGAAGGCAGCAGCUCGGGCGGAGCAGAUGGAGGACCAGAAGCGCCAAGGGAAGGGCACCCGGAAAGCGGCGUUCCCAAAUCGGAGCCGGAACACCGCGACCUUCGAGGACGAGGAAGAGUUCGGGGAAUGGAAGCUGUGCCUCAACGAAGGCAGAGCGACCGGAAGCUCAGCAUCGACGGCCGAGAAUCACAGAGGCAAGAGGGCGAAUGCCCAGGAUCCCAACCCCGCGAUGAGCACCGACCUCACCGCGGAGCAUCGCCUCGACAUCAUGACUGGGAAGGCACUACUGCAAAGGGAGCUUGCGCAACUGGAGCAGUUGGAUCCGUCUUGGGACGAGAAGAUAGAAGACAAGCUCGGGAAACUUGAUAGUGAGACUGAAGACUUCCGGAAAAAGAUGCACUACAAGCUUCCUCGGCUUGAUGUUCUGGAAAUCACUCUGGCGGACAGUGGAAUCAGCAAUGCCAUUCGGAAUCGCCAGGGCCGCGCAGUAUCCAUUAAAACAUGGGACGCCAGUCGCAUUUGGUUCAUGAUACAUAUGUACGAGCCCAAGCACCUCUGGAUGAAUGGCGGGAGACAGGAUCCUUCAAAGGUAUUUUGGCCGAAAGAGCUAUUGUACGACCGGUAUGAGCAUCAAAUUGAACACGGGCGUCAUUUUCAUCUGUGCACUGGUCAAAAUAUCUUUGCAGAGUCCUCUCCGGAACUGCAGGACGUGAUGCACGGCACCAUGUGCGCAGUUCACUGUCCUUCGGAGGCGAUGGGAUUGGGAAAGAUGCGCGGCAACAAUUUUCUGAACAAGAAGAGCUUUAUCUAUACAACUUCCAGAGUGGUACAUGAGGCAAUCGACACACGUAAGGAGCCGACUCACCUUUCCAAUCCCAGCCAAGCAACAAGCAACACGUCUGCACCACGAAGCCCGACAUGGCAGCUCCGACUGGCUGAGCAAGCAGCAGCAGCAAUGGUCUCUGACUGUAGUGUCCCUUUGUACCUGUCUGAGUUACUAGUGGCAGACCUUAAGCGUGAAGGGGACCUCAACUUGAGUAAUCGUGCCGCGCUUGAAAAUGUUCAGCAAGUUGUGAAGCGCCGACGGCUUCUUCGGAAGCAACCGGCACCGGAAAUGUGCAAGGCUCGGGAUCAGUUCAAGGAUGCCUCGUGGAUAGCUAUCUUUAAGAAGUUCGAUGUUCCUCACCGUGGCAGGGUAUACUUCAGGGAUGGGGAUGAGGUUGUAAAACAGGUUCAAACACUGAUCCCGCAAUUUCAAAUCAAGCACGUGGUGAUGGCUCGUGGCACCAACCGUGUUCAGCUGCCAAAACCUGGUCUCGAGAUACAGGAUAUUCCCCUUCGCCAAACCAUAGUGGUUUCUAGGGACAAUGGUAAGGUGAUGGCAGAUGGUGGUUGUGAGCAGUGGACAAAGAAUCCUAAGUACAAACGUUGGCGUCGGGGAAUACCUGCGAGAGUCAGUUUGACGGCUUACGGCUCAGAAUUUCUCGGUCAGCAAUCCCAGUUACCACCCGAGCGGCCUGCAGCGAUUCACCUUGAUGCCGAUUUCGGGGAUGUACUGGGCAUGGAUGUAGCAUAUUGGAGUGGACAGAGUGGACAUAAAUACAUGUUCACACACAUCCUCGAUGAGGCAACGUUGUUUCAUCAAGCUUCGGCCACCGGUAGGACCAUGGAAGACCACUACGAAGUUCUCACCGACAGCUGGAACAAAUGGGCUGGACCAUGUCAACUCCUCUACGUAGAUCCUGCAGGUGAGUAUGUAGGAGAGUGGUGGCGAGAGAGGUUGCAGCGUGACGGUGUUUGCGCCAAAGUAGCUGCUGGUGAGAGCCAUUGGCAGGUUGGUAGAGUGGAGGCUCACGGGAAAAUUCUGAAGGCGAUGUUGUCCCGUAUGGAUGCCGAGACCCCAAUCACAGAUGAUGCAGAGUUUAGGCAGUGUCUUAGAGCCGCAGUCCAUGCAAAGAAUUCUCUUAGUCGAGUGCGGGGUUUCACACCGGAGCAAGCACAGGCCCUAAACUUCGUGAUGUUAGCCAGCACCGAAAGGAAGAAGCGGUUGUCUGAUAUACCCAAUGACGCACCAACGUUAGGGAAAGAUGGUCGCCAGUUGAUCUUGCAACAAGUGGCUUCUCGACAGUGGAAGCUCAUCAAUUUCGAUAUCUCCACAGCUUUCUUGCAGGGAAAAGGGGACGGCAGGAAGUUGGGCAUCAAACCUCCCGAAGAACUCCGAGAGGCUUUAGGUAUGGGUCCCACUGACCAGUGCCGCCUUGAAGGCGGAGCGUGCGGAAGGAUUGAUGCUCCUUUCUUGUGGUUCCAGACUCUCAAGCAAACGUUGGAAGAGCUGGGAUUCAUCCAAAGCCCUUUUGAUCCUUGCACGUUCAGUCUUGUCACUAAAGGACCUGGUGGGGAGCCUAGGGUACACGGUGUUCUAGGGAUCCACGUUGAUGAUGGUAUAGGCGGGGGUGAUGCAUACUUCAGCAGGGUCAUUGAGCAGUUGCGGGGCAUUUAUAGCUUUGGGUCCUACGACGAAGGAGAGUUCGUGUUCACAGGGAUUCGUUUUCGACAGUGGGACGACGGAAGUAUUUAG